Molecule: messenger RNA, 1285 nt
Organism: Cuscuta epithymum
Lineage: Eukaryota; Viridiplantae; Streptophyta; Magnoliopsida; Solanales; Convolvulaceae
Source: the annotation of a GenBank genome assembly
CACUCUGAUCGAUCCUUCCAUAUAUAAAACUAAAUCCCUCAUACAAACACCAAUACACAUAUACGAUAUCAUAAUAUGGGCUCGAGCCAAAGCACAAAAAACAUUAGAUUCAAAUCAUCCAAUAAAGAAAAAAAACUUAUGAGCUCCUCCUCAUCAAGCCCCACCACAUCCUCAUCGUCUGGGUGGCAGCGGAACGAUCAUCGUCAUUAUCAUCAUCGUUAUCAUCAUCAGCCAAGCAAUCACGUCACGACCAUUGCCGACAGUAAUGUAACUGGUCAUGGCCAUAGUGUACAGGCGGCUGAUGAUGAUAUUGAUACCAAAGCUGAAGAGUACAUCAAGCGCAUUCGAAAGAAGUUUGAAUCACAAUGUCAGAUGGAGGAGGUUGAUGCGUUAAAUUUGAAUGGUGGCGUUCAAGGUGUAGAAGAGGAUAAAAAACCUACGGCAGGUUACAUCUCAUCUGCUUGAUCAUAACACACUUUUUAGGCCAGCAUUCAGAUCCACACGCUGAAUGUGAUAAAAGACAUCCAAAGCAAAGAGAGGCCGCCCUCUUUGAUCACUCCCAAUUUGUAAAUAUACUUACGGCUAUUACCCUCAAAUAGGAGUAAAAAUUACUCUUACAUGUAACAAUUGGACUAUAAUCUUUUUAUUCCCAAAAUAGGAGUUCCCUCUUGUUACUCUAUCCCCUUUCUACAAUCCCUGGUAUGACUUAUUUUAUCAUCCCCAUAGUUUUAUUUGUAAUAAAAAAUAAAAAUAUUUAUAAAUUUAUAACAAAAAUGUAAAAAAAAAAAUUGAAUAGCCCGUUGCCACAACAUCUUCCACCCCUAGUACCACCACCUCCGAUCACCAGAAAAAAUGUUAUCUCUUGUAAAAAUGUCACAUUUAUCUUAAAAUUCUUACAAUGACAUGAAUGCAACGUUUUUACUUUGGAAUUACCAAAUUUUUCUUUCAAAAUUGUCAUAAAGAUUACAUUAUUUGCAGGUUGGCAUUUUUUCUUGGCGACCGGAGGUGACAGUGCUAGAAGGUCGCUAAGGUUAAAAAGAGGAAUUGCCCGUUUUUAAUCAUUUCGAUGGCUUAAUUGGAGGAAGUUUUGGUACAGGGGUAAUUGAUUUUUUUAAUAGUAGGGGGCUUAUUUGAUAGUUUUCCCUAAAUUUUUCCAUUAUUAUUAAUUUUGUUGCUCUCCAAUCAAAGUGCUUUUAAUUUUGUUUGUUUGUUUAACGUUUGUAUUCAAAUGUUUAGUUUGUAAUAUGUAAAUAUUUACUUAAUUUGAUCGAGCAUACAACACUCA